GGGGGGGGGGAACCAACUGCUUCACACUUUCAACACUGCACUGAAGAAGGGAGAGAGAGAGAGAGACUGGAGACGCACAGAUCCCCCCAAGAUCUCCCAAAGCUAUCGUCCCACAGAUUAUAGAACAGAACCCCAAAAAUCGAAACAGAGGAAACGGACAGCGGUUGAACAUGGACGAAGGAAUUCCUCAUUUGCAAGAGAGACAGUUACUGGAACAUAGAGAUUUUAUAGGACUGGACUAUUCCUCUUUGUAUAUGUGUAAGCCCAAAAGGAGCAUGAAGCGAGACGAUAACAAGGAUACCUACAAAUUACCGCACAGAUUAAUAGAAAAGAAAAGAAGAGAUCGAAUUAAUGAAUGCAUUGCUCAGCUGAAAGAUUUACUGCCUGAACAUCUGAAGUUAACAACUCUGGGGCAUCUGGAGAAAGCGGUAGUCUUGGAAUUAACUUUGAAACAUUUAAAAGCUUUAACAGCCUUAACCGAGCAGCAGCAUCAGAAAAUAAUUGCUUUACAGAAUGGGGAGCGAUCUCUGAAAUCGCCCAUUCAGUCCGACUUGGAUGCGUUCCACUCGGGAUUUCAAACAUGCGCCAAAGAAGUCUUGCAAUACCUCUCCCGGUUUGAGAGCUGGACGCCCAGAGAGCAGCGGUGUGUCCAGCUGAUCAACCACUUGCACGCCGUGGCCACCCAGUUCUUGCCCACCCCCCAGCUGUUGACUCAACAGGUCCCUCUGAGCAAAGGCACCGGCGCGCCCUCGGCCGCCGCCCCAGGGUCCGCGGCCGCUCCCUGCCUGGAGCGCGCCGGGCAGAAGCUUGAGCCCCUCGCCCACUGCGUGCCGGUCAUCCAGCGGACUCAGCCCAACGCCGAGCUCGCCGCCGAGAACGACACGGACACCGACAGCGGCUACGGCGGCGAGGCCGAGGCGAGGCCGGACCGCGAGAAGGGCAAAGGCUCCGGGGCGGGCCGCGUCACCAUCAAGCAGGAGCCCCCCGGGGAGGACUCGCCGGCGCCCAAGAGGGGGGGCGGCGCGGCGGCGGCGGCGGCCGCGCUCCUGGGGCCGGACCCGGCCGCCGCGGCAGCGCUGCUCAGACCCGACGCGGCCCUGCUCAGCUCGCUGGUGGCGUUCGGCGGAGGCGGGGGCGCGCCCUUCGCGCAGCCCGCCGCCGCCGCGGCCGCCGCGGCCCCUUUCUGCCUGCCCUUCUACUUCCUCUCGCCUUCGGCGGCCGCCGCCUACGUGCAGCCCUUCCUGGACAAGAGCGGCCUGGAGAAGUACCUGUACCCGGCGGCGGCCGCCGCCGCCCCGUUCCCACUGCUGUACCCCGGCAUCCCCGCGCCGGCGGCUGCCGCUGCAGCCGCCGCCGCCGCCGCCGCCGCCGCUGCCUUCCCCUGCCUGUCCUCGGUGUUGUCGCCCCCUCCCGAGAAGGCCAGCGCCGCCGCCGCGACCCUCUUGCCGCACGAGGUGGCGCCCCCUGGGGCGCUGCACCCCCCGCACCCGCACGGCCGCACCCACCUGUCCUUCGCCGGCGCCCGCGAGCCCGGGAACCCGGAGAGCACUGCUCAGGAAGAUCCCUCGCAGCCAGGAAAGGAAACCCACUGAAUCUUCGCCCCCUUUCUUAGACAGGACGAGGGUUCACGCGGAAUAAUAAUAUUAAUAAGUUAAAACACCCUUAACGUUUUUAAGGGAGGA
Messenger RNA from Neomonachus schauinslandi (Hawaiian monk seal), 1682 nucleotides. It is a transcript of the gene BHLHE41, whose product is annotated as basic helix-loop-helix family member e41. Gene Ontology annotation, cellular component: nucleus. Bases 171 to 1592 code for a protein of 473 amino acids. Gene Ontology annotation, biological process: regulation of neurogenesis; circadian regulation of gene expression; anterior/posterior pattern specification. The record is from RefSeq and is a predicted model, not a curated record. The transcript is spliced from 6 exons. Gene Ontology annotation, molecular function: DNA-binding transcription factor activity, RNA polymerase II-specific; RNA polymerase II cis-regulatory region sequence-specific DNA binding; protein dimerization activity. NCBI's taxonomy places the organism in Eukaryota, Metazoa, Chordata, Mammalia, Carnivora, Phocidae.